AUGCAUUGUGGGUAAAAUGAUCAUCUGUGUGAAAGGGAUGAAUAGGGAAGGGAGGAGGUUCAGUGGAGAAACAGAGAGGGGCAGAGCAGGCAGGAGCGAGCCAGAGCAGACAAGAAAAUCACUACCGACACCACCAACAACAACAAUAUCGCCGCCACCACCAUCAACCACCGCGGAGACGGGCAGCAAAUAAAUCAUCAGUUGGGGGAUCUUCUGCUCACUUUCUCUGAGAUGUACACAUGAAGAGGGAAUUCGACAGCUCCACUUAAACUGCGCUCGCAUGGAGAGGUAUUGUCCCGUGGAUCGUGUGCGUGCGUGUCUGCCGUCCCGUGGACUUGUGCGCGUGUUGUGACCCAUAAGCCAGCAGCGACGGAUGGUUUUUCGGGCUUAGCUAUUCGGCACGCAAAGUGGUUCAAACAUUCGCGACACUGCGCUGCAUUCCAUCCGGCCGGUACGUUAAGGAUGAUGCGAUGAUGUUACUUACACCCGGCUCGGCUCUAAAACAAUUGCGUCGGCUUUAAGGAGCGGCGUGCCGUUGAGUGUGCGCGGGACACCUCUCUCUGUGUGUGUGUGUGCGCGCGCGUUGGUGCUCCCGAUGAUGCCGCUGGAACUGUGCCCAUUGUUGCACUUCGAGACUGCCAGAUGGCCAGGCUCGGCGCACAACAACCGAGGCAGCGGAGGAGAAUCGCAGCAAAGCGCCCCUUUGCCCUCUCUCUCUCUGGUGGCGUUCAUCGUUCCACGUGAACUUUUAGCGGACGUUCGCGCGUCCGCCCGCAAUGUUUUUAGACCGCAGCAUUCAGCAACAACUUAACGCGAAUUGGCGGACGUUCGAUGCGGUCGAUGAAUAUUUACAGCGGGCGUAGGGCCAUGCAGCUGUCAGCGCUGCUGCUGCGGCUGCUGCUGCUGCUGCUGCUGCCGCCGCCGCCGGCGGCUCUGGCGCGUCCGUCGCACUCGCCGCUGCCGCGCUCCUUCCCCGAGGCCAGCCCGCUCACUCACCUCGUGUACAGCCCCGACACGGGCGACGUCUACGUGGGCGGCACCAACCGCCUGCUGCAGCUGACGGCGCUGCUCGCCGACAAGGCGGAGGCGGUGACCGGGCCCGUGCCCGACAGUCUCGAGUGCCUGCCGCCCUUCCCGGACGUGUGCGAGGUGCGCGAGGCGGACGACGCCGUCGCUCUGCUGGCGCUGGACGCGGCGCGGGGCCGCGUGGUGGCGUGCGGCAGCGUGCACCACGGCACCUGCUCGGAGCGCGACGCGGCCAACGUCAGCCGCGUGCUGUACCGCGCCGACGCGCCCACCUCGCUGCAGGCCGUCGUGUCGGGCGCCGAGGCCGCGGUGGGCUUCGUGGCGCGCGCCGGCGAGCGCGACAUGCUCUUCGUGGGCACCGCGGGCGGCCGGCAGAAGCUGAAGCCGCUCUCCAUCCGCUUCCUGCCGCCGGCGGGUGGCGCGGGCCCCGGCGUGGGCGACCCGUUCACCCACGACGACGAGUACUACCUGCGCGGGGAGUACUCGCAGUUCGACCACAGCUUCGUGGCGGCGUUCGAGGCCGGCCACUUCGCCUACUUCGUGUUCCAGCGCAAGGAGCCGCGGUUCGCGCGCGGUGACCCGCGCACCUUCGUGGGCCGCUUCUGCAAGCGGGACCUCAACUUCCUGUCGUACGUAGAGGUGCCGCUCGCGUGCGACGCCUCCGGCCCGCCCGGCGAGCCGGGCUCCGGGCGGCAGCACGUGCUCGCUCGCGCGGCGUCGCUCGGCCGCCUGGGCUCGGAGAUCGCGUCCGGGGCGUCCGGGGCGGCCGGCGAGCAGGCGCUGUUCGUGGCCUUCGCCGACGAGGCGGCGUCGCCGGGCGCCGCGACGGCGUCGUCGCUGUGCGCGUUCGCCGUGCCGCGCAUCAACGAGGCCGUGGAGAAGGCGCGCGAGGCGUGCUACCGCGGGGAGGACGCCUCCGCCUACGUGGAAUACGUCAGCUCGCUCGUGUGCACCAACAGUCACGUCUCCAGUGGGCAAGCGGCGGAGUGCGGCGUCGACCACCUGCCCAACCCCAUCGUGGGCCGCCAGACGCUGGUGUCGCCGGCGCUGGCCGUGUUCCCCGACGUCCACCUCACGGCCGUCGCCACCACCCUCGUCGAGCAGCGGUGGACGAUCGCCUUCGUGGGAGACUCCACGGGGCGGCUCGUGAAGGCAUUUCUACGCGGAGCCGACAAACCCCUUGGCAACUGGACUCUUCACCAGGCCGAGUCGGCCAUUAACAGAGACCUGGUGUUCGAUGGUACACAAGAAAACCUCUACGUCAUGUCUGAGAGCCAGGUGGCCAGGGUCCCGGUCUCGGACUGCGGCCGCCACAGAUCGUGCGCCGGGUGCGUCGCUACCGGAGAUCCGUACUGCGGGUGGUGCGUGCUGCACGGGAAGUGCGCCGGGCGUGCGGAGUGCCCCGACGCGGACGUGCAGGAGGCGUGGCUGUGGAGCCCCCGCGGGGAGUGCCCGGCCGUGAGCGGCGUGUCGCCGCACAGCGUGAGCCGCCAGCAUCCCCAGCAGGUGACGCUGACGGUCGCCCACCUGGUGGAGGUGACCAACUCCGAAUCUCUGCGCUGCCAAGCCGAGGGCCACUCCACCCCAGCCACGAUCGCCGGGAAUCUUGUGCGCUGCCAGAGUCCGUCUCCCGACCUCCUGCCGUGGAACGGGAAAGACCACGUGGAGGUGGAGGUUGCCGUGAGGCAUGGAGACAUCACGUUGGUGACGGCUCGGCUGCUCGUGUUUGACUGCUCGGCCCUGGCGCGGCUCAACCCCCGAGCGCCUUGUGCUGCGUGUUCUGGGAGCCCCUGGCCAUGCAACUGGUGUGUGGAGGAACAGACGUGUACCAGCGGAGCUUGCAGCCAAGGAGACAUCAUCCGCAAUCAACGUGAGAGCAGUGAUUCUGAUCUCGACAUGAAAGGCCCGCAAGCCUGCCCUCGCCUUGAGGCGCUGGUGAAGCCUUCCCUGGUCCUGGCAGGGCGGCCGUGGAAGUUGUCUCUCCUCGCCAAGCGACUGGGCCUCCUCAAGGUGGCGACCUUCGAGUGCGCUGUCGCCACCGACCUGGGAGUCGUCGUCUCGCCGGCCGUAGUGGAGAAGGUGGAAAAGGACACGUGGGCUUUGAGCUGCUCGGGAACGUUCGACUAUGGCAGUGAUUCCGAGGAGCUGGAGGCACCCAUCUCUGUACGCUGGUCAAGCGACCCGCAGAAGUCCAUCGAUGCCCUCGCCAACCUGACGCUGUACAAGUGCGGGGUUGGCAGGAGCGACUGCAGCCUGUGCCAGGCGGUGGCGCAGGAACGCGCGUGCGUGUGGUGCGGGGAGCCGGCCGCCUGCACCUUCAAGGAUGACUGCGGCGCUCCCUCGCAGGAUGUGUGCCCGGCCCCCACCAUCACACGGGUGGAGCCAACCUCGGGCCCACGUGAAGGAGGGACGCGGGUGACAAUCUCCGGGGUCAACCUGGGAAAGGACGUCUCCGACGUGGAGGCUGUGAGCGUCGGUGGCGCUGCCUGCACCAUCCUGCCCCAGUUCUACCAGGUGUCCGUCAGGAUCGUGUGCGAAACGGGCCCUCUGCCGGACUUGGGGCCCGUUGACGUUGGGGUGACGGUGAAGGGCAAGGAGGCCGCGUCACUCCCACAGGCCUUCACGUACACGGACCCACAGCUGAGCGAAAUGAGCCCUGCAUGGGGCCCCGUGUCUGGAGGAACGAGAGUCACCAUUCACGGGCAGCACUUGGACACCGGCCACGAAGUCGAUGUGUUUCUGGGAACCGCUCCCUGCAGGCUGGAGAGGUGGCAGGGCGGGCAGCUCGUGUGCGUGACGGGCGCAGCCCCGGAUCCGGGUCGGGUGACGGUGCGCGUUGAGUUUGGUCCCAGGGCGGAGAGGAUGCUGCUGGAGCCGUUUCAGUACUGGCCGGACCCCGUGGUCGUGUCCUUGUCUCCGCUGGAGAGCUUCUACAGUGGUGGCCGCAAUAUCACGGUGUUGGGGGAGCGGCUGGACUCGGUGCAGAGCGCGCGUAUGUUCGUGCGCGUGCGUGGGUCCGGUGCCUCCUCGGCCUCCGGCGUCCCCGCGGCCCGCGUGCCACGAGCCCAGCCCGCCACGAGCAGCGAGCCCCCGUACGGCCGCUGCACGGUGCAGGCGGAGAACCGCAUGCUGUGCCUCUCCCCGGACGUCCGGGCCGCCCUGACCGCCGGCGGCGGCGGCGACGGCGGCGACGGCGGCGACGGCGGCAACGCGGGCCGCGCGACCUCCACGCCCGCAAAGCUGCAGGCCGACGUGCUCAUCCGCAUGGACGGGCUGGUGCUGUCCCCGCGCGACGGGAAGCCCUUCCGUUACUUCCCCGACGCCGAGAUCUUCCCGUUGAACCGAGACAGCCCCGACUCGCCGUUCCGCCACAAGCCGGGCAGCCUCAUCACCGUGGAGGGACAUGAACUGGACCGGGCGUUAGGCCAGGGCGAGGUGAGGGCCUUCCUCGGUUCGGCCGAGUGCGUCAUCAAGACCCUGUCUAUGCAGCACCUCUACUGCCAGCCGCCAGCUCAGCCACCGGACGGACAGGAGCCCGCUCAGUUCCGGGUGGUGAUGGGAAACCGCGAGUACCACCUGGGCGCCGUGGAGUACGAGACGGACUCGGGCGUCGUCUUCCCACUCGAGGCGCAGAUCGCGGCGGGCGCUGGCUCGGGGAUCGUGGCUCUUCUCGUCAUCAUCGUCAUUGUCGUCUACAGGAGGAAGAGCAAAAAGGCCCUGCGUGACUACAGGAAGGUGCAGAACCAGCUGGAGGACCUGGAGAUCAGUGUGCGCGAUCAGUGCAAGAAGCAGUUCUCCGACCUGAUGACGGACAUGGAAGACAUGUCGAGCGACCUGGUGGUGACAGGCAUCCCCUUCCUCGAGUACCGCACCUAUCGCGAGCGCAUCUUCUUCCCGGGCCAGGAGGCGCCCCUGGCAAAGAGUCUGUCUGUGGCGGAUUCGCGCCGAGCCACCAUGGAGCAGGGCCUCUUCCACCUCUCGAACCUCCUCAACAGCAAGCUCUUCCUCACCACGAUGAUCCACACGCUGGAGGGACAACCCAAGUUCUCGGCGCGGGACCGUGGCUGCGUGGCGUCGCUGCUCACGGUAGCGCUGCAGGACAAGCUGGAGUACUACACGGACAUCCUCAAGACGCUGCUGGGAGACCUGGUGGGGCAGUAUGUGGCCAAGAACCCCAAGCUCAUGCUGCGCAGGACGGAGACGGUGGCAGAGAAGAUGUUGACAAACUGGAUGUCUGUGUGCCUCUACAAAUUCCUCAAGGACACGGCGGGCGAGCCCCUGUUCAUGCUGUUCCGCGCCAUCAAGCAGCAGGUGGAGAAGGGCCCCGUGGAUGGCGUCCUGCGCAAGGCCAAGUACUCGCUGAAUGACACCCGCCUACUCGGCGAGGACGUCGACUACCAGAGUCUGGUGAUUAACGCGACGGUGGAGAACUCGGGGGAGGAGGGUCCCGUCAUCGUGCGGGUUCUGGACUGCGACUCCAUCGGCCAGGUGAAGGACAAGAUCCUGGACCAGGUGUACCGCAACGUGCCGUACUCGCAGCGGCCCAGCGUCGACACCGUGGAGCUCGAGUGGCGGAGCACGUUCGCCGGGCAGUUCACGCUGUCGGAUGAGGACCUGACAUCGGUGGUGCAGGGACGCUGGCUGCGCAUCAACACCCUGCGGCACUACCGGAUCCAGGAGGGAGCACGCAUGUUCCUCGUCCCACGCUCGCUGGAAAACCGGGCUUGCCCACAGCCUCACCGCGACCUCACAGCCGGCGCACGCUCGAGCUGCCCGUCGGAUCGAGACGACGAGGACGGCGUGAGGAGGUGGCACCUCGUCAAGGCCACAGAGGAGCCCGAGAUCCAUGCCGGGCGACGCAAGGGUAGCAUCCGUGACCGCGCGCAGACCAAGGUCAUCCCAGAGAUCUACCUGAUGCGGCUUCUCUCCAUGAAGAGCAUCCUGCAGAACUUCGUGGACGACCUCUUCACGGUGGUGCUGAGCGCACGGGGCGCCGUCCCUGUCGCCGUCAAGUACUUCUUCGACUUCCUCGACGAGCAGGCGGAGAGGCACGGCAUCACCGACGCCGAGACCCUGCACAUCUGGAAGACGAACAGCCUCCCGCUGAGGUUCUGGGUGAACAUCCUGAAGAACCCUCAGUUCGUGUUCGACGUGCACGUGUCGGACAUCACAGACUCGGCGCUCACCGUGAUCGCCCAGACCUUCAUGGAUUCGUGCACGACCGUCGAGCAGAAGCUUGGAAGGGAUUCGCCAAUCAACAAGCUGCUGUACGCAAGGGAAAUCCCACGGUACAAGAAGAUGGUGGAAAAGUACUAUGCCGACGUGCGGCAGAUGUCCCCCGUCAGCGAUCAGGAAAUGAACGCUUUCCUCGCCGAGGAGUCGAGGAACAACGGAGGAGAGCUGAACACAAUGGUGGCCUUGCACGAGCUGUACAAGUACAUCAUCAAGUACUACGACCAGCUCAUCACGGCGCUGGAGGAGGAUCCCGUCGCGCAGAAGAUGCAGCUGUCCUACCGUCUGCAGCAGGUGGCAGCUGCCCUGGAGAACAAGGUCACAGAUCUGUGAGCCCCGCGGCAAUCGUUUAGGCUGCGACCCUUGACCCGGGGUCUCUGGGGCUCAGCGUUGCUAACCCUCGCCACGACAAGUGGACCUGGACCACCGUUGUCGCUCGUGUUCUACACAUCCCAAGAUCGUCGAUGAAAUCGGCGGUCUUGCCAUCGACCCGUGCGCAAGAGCUCUGUCGGCCGUGGAAAAAAACUUUUCUGUGGAGCGGAGGGAAGCUGUGUACAAGUACAGUACUGUGAUUGUCCAAGUGUGAAGUGUGUAUCGUGUGUGUGUAAUGCUGUGUAGAUGAUGUCUUAGUUUACAGAGCAGUUCAUUAGUUUAUAUUGUGUGUGUGGGCCGACGUGUGUGGCGUGAUUAGGAAGUGGUAUCGUAGUGAUUAGCACACUGCAGCAUUUCCAGUGUUCCAGGUUCAAUUUCAAGCUAUGAACAACACAAGUUGGAAGUGGGAAUUGAACCUGGAUUUGUCCUCCCCUAGGUUAGCUCAGCCUAAAAUGAGUACCUGGAGCAGUGUAAUCAAUAGCACUAGGGGAACAAUUGAGGCUGGAAGUGCUGCUAGCUUUGCUGUCCUUAAUGUGCUCGCUAACAGCACUUGCCCCAACAGUCUAAAAGGCUAAAUGGGGGACACCUAGUUUGUGUGUAUAUAUAUUUAGCACCGAUGGGGUUAUAUAUUGUGUACUUAGUGUAUGUGUACCACAUGCAUUAUAUAUACAUAUUUAAGUAUAUACAGUACGAACAUUCUAUAUACACUUCCAAUUACUUUAGCAAUAAAUGUGCGUGUGUGUGUGACACUGAAACUUAAUGCAUUUAUGUACAUAUGUCCUCCAAAACAGUAAGGCAUAGUGCUGCAAACACACCCUUCCCUUCACCAAAUACAAACGUCACUUAAGGCUGUGCUUCCACAUAAUGUAAGGUCCUGGCAGAAAUAUCGUAAGUUAGAUCUAUGAUUGUUCAGUAUAAUGCAUUCCAUGUUGUUGAACUACAGGAAUAUUCCUUUUUCCACUGGCACAUCCGAGACCGCGCCAUACAGAGCCAGCCGAGCACGGGUCAGGAGGCAGGCUUUUCCACUGCAGAAGCCGAGCCAUGCCGCUGACAUGGCACGCAGCGUGUAACAUCGAGACGGGUGACACGCCGACGCCGUGUUUGAGUUGACUUGCGCGCAGAUAUACAUACUCGCACACUGUUCAAUGCUCCAAGGCUCUGGACUGCUGGAUGGUAUUUUAUUGAUUUUCUUUAAGUGGUGAUGUUAUAUGCAUUGCACAUGUCAUUAGCACUGCCACCUGUGAGGGCCCUGCACUGGCUCGGCUCAGAUUUGCCAGUGUAAAAGGGGUACAAGUGGUAAAUCAAAACUGGGUACCUGGGCGCUUCCUCGGUUUAAGAUGCUUUCUCGCAAGAAUCCGAGCUUGUGUUGUUGCUCAUGUGUUGAUUGCGCAAUGCAGUUGUAGGCACCGAUGAAGAAUCUUAAAGCAAAAUCAAAGCUUGCAGGGAGGAACUAAACGGAGAUGCAAUGCUGACUAAAUUGCCUUAUUUUUGUUGUAUGAUUUUAAUUUUCUUUUUAUGGGAUUUAAUAAAUGUUUAAAAGUGUGGGACGACAGUAUCGAGUUAUGAAAGCAAUUAUAAUGGAGUGGGGAUUGUAGGUGUGCAGAACUUAAGGAGGUUUAAACACCCAGCAGUAAAUGGGAACAGCUGGCAAUGACUAAUUUAAAAAUAAGCACAACCCUUUACAGGGACUCUGUCUAAACAGAUGAGAACUCAAAAGCUCAUUUAUUAUAGAUAGCCAAGUAUAGGGUUAAGUUUUGGAUUUAAACAAAAUGGUAUUCCUAGUUGAUCAUUUGUAUUUCAGUAAUAAUUUAAUGUAUCUUCAUGCAAAGGUGAUGUUACCUAAUGCUACGUAACACCACUUUGGUGGAAAAGUAUGUAAUUUUACAUUUUGGAUUUAAAAACAAUAAUUUAGAUCAUCAAAACUUUUAUAUCUAGGCUCAAUUUUGAUAAUUUUCUGAUUCAUCUAAGAGAAUCUCUAGCCCAGUGGUCAUGCUUGCGACUGGGCAAAUUUGGCCAACGUGUUUGCCAUCUCCUGGUGAUUUUUAAAGGGAUUUCAGGAAAAACUCUGUCCUAAAACAGAACUUUAAAGACCUUGAGCAUUAAUUCGUAGAAGAUUAUCGUAGCAUAAAGGUUAAAUUUGAAAAUUACCGAUAUCUUAAUUACAAACACUCCUGUAGAUGAUGCCGUGGUAUCCCUGUCUCCUGUGUAAAAGAUACAUUUUAAUGGGCAUUCAGGUAAAGAUUAUUCAUAUUUCAGCCCUGCAACGUUGAGACCUCAAAACUCUAUAAAAAGAUUGGUAAUAUUGGGUUUUCAGGAAUUGUUUUCUUCUUUUGGUAAAACACUACCACUUAUCCAAGUGCCUUCGCUGGUGGAUUCUUUUUCAGGGCUGGUUAGGCAAAGUUAAUUCUGCAAUAGUCAGUUUCAUGAGAGAAAAAAAUCAUGUUGCUUGGAGCAUUAAUUGCAUGCGUUUACCUGUCCAACCAACAGUAGAAGUGGAUAUGCCAGUUUGGUCAAAUAAGCAGACCGCAUGUGGUGGAGUCUGUUGUGGGUACCCCCACCUCUUCCAAGAUGCAUGUCGAGUAUAUAAGAGUCGGCCAAAACUACCCAUUGGCGUGGAGCUCUGGAGCAUCCUCUGGUGGAGGACCUUCUGCAAGUCGUGGUGUGAGCAAAGAAUUGCAGGGCUGCACCUUUCACAUUUACCCCCUUUUGGACUCGACUAUUUAGGAAAAACGCCGGAAACACGGCGAUGUCUUCCUGCAACUGCUGUGUACGAUGACCUGAAGGAAACUACAUGGCAGGAUCAGCACAUUUCCUUCGGUGAAACCCGAAGAGGGAUGGGGGGGGGGCAGCACACAUUGGAGUUGGGGCCCACUGGGAAUGUGAUUGUGGUCAUGCUGAUCGUCGAGUCGCAAUCCGUUGUCUGCCUAUCGGGUACCAACGUAAUAUUACCCCUAGCUUGUGGUGUGUUGUAGCUUAAAGUAAAAACGUUGCUUCCAAUACAUAUAUUCACGUUUAUUUUUCCGUGUUGUGGUGUACGCAACGUACAGUCCUGUACACUCGACCCGUGCCACUGCCGAGGUGGCUGGAGACUGUUUGGAAAGGGGGGCUAGUGCGGAAAAUUAAACACAUGCAGGUUCUCAUAUUAAAGCGUUAAUGGAGGGCUACGGUGAUGUAACCUUGCGUAUGAGCAGCCCCUUUACACAGCCCUGUGGUACUGCCCUAAGUGACCAAUUAAAGCACUAGGUUUGUGUACGUGUUGCAGUCUCCCUAUAUUUAUGCCGCCAACUUGGUUGAAGAAACCAAGAAAGGGAUUUAUAGCGAAGUUAACCUUUCCCUACGCAAAAUUCAGGUAAGAAUACCUAUUCAGGCAAGAAAGCCUAGGCUAGCAAUAUGUUGGCGAGUCCCUUAUGUUUUCUUUUUUAAACCAGGAUGUUUCCAAUAUAAUAAACAAUAUUAAGUUCCAUUAUUUUUUUCUUUUGCAUACGGUGUUUAUUAGCAAUGCUGAAUGCAGUCAUUUUCAUCUCCGAAAUAUUUUUGUACAUAUAUUUUGUAUUUAAAGUAAAUAGAAAUUGUUUUGUUUUUAUAUAUAAUGAUUUGUACAGAGAGAAUAGAUCCAGAUAAAUAAAAACGUUUUAUGAGCUUUGUGAACACACAAAUCCAAAGUGUCCAAUAAACACAUUUUGCGGCAA
Molecule: messenger RNA, 10319 nt
Organism: Petromyzon marinus (sea lamprey)
Lineage: Eukaryota; Metazoa; Chordata; Hyperoartia; Petromyzontiformes; Petromyzontidae
Product: plexin-B1-like
Biological process (GO): semaphorin-plexin signaling pathway; negative regulation of cell adhesion; positive regulation of axonogenesis
Cellular component (GO): plasma membrane; semaphorin receptor complex
Molecular function (GO): protein binding; semaphorin receptor activity
Source: RefSeq, a predicted model, not a curated record